Sparassis crispa is the source of this 1158-nucleotide messenger RNA. RefSeq names its product RNA polymerase II transcription factor B subunit 3. Gene Ontology annotation, cellular component: transcription factor TFIIH holo complex. Gene Ontology annotation, molecular function: cyclin-dependent protein serine/threonine kinase activator activity. The record is from RefSeq and is a predicted model, not a curated record. NCBI's taxonomy places the organism in Eukaryota, Fungi, Basidiomycota, Agaricomycetes, Polyporales, Sparassidaceae. Bases 1 to 1158 code for a protein of 385 amino acids. Gene Ontology annotation, biological process: regulation of transcription by RNA polymerase II; positive regulation of cyclin-dependent protein serine/threonine kinase activity; nucleotide-excision repair. The transcript is spliced from 5 exons.
AUGGCAGCACGUCUUAACGGCGGAUGGUUGCGGGGAACAACCAUCCGCAAGGGAGGUGUUUCCACGAAUCCGACCUCGCGCACGAACACUCCUCAGAUUCAGAGCACAUCAACGACUGUCUUUGGCGGGGGUGUAAAAGAUGCAUCUGGGAGAGUAUCAGAGUACUUUUCGAUGGACGAUCAAUGUCCUGUGUGCAAAUCCGAUAGGUAUCUGAAUCCGAAGUUACGCCUCUUAGUGGGUGCAUGCUAUCACAAAAUGUGUGAAUCAUGUAUCGACCGUUUGUUCACACUGGGUCCCGCUCCAUGUCCAAUUUGCGGGAAGGUUCUGAGAAAGUUAGCUUUUACCCCACAAACCUUCGAAGAUCUUGGUGUGGAAAAGGAAGUUGCCGUACGGCGGCGGAUAGCCAAGGAAUUCAAUAAGAGACGAGAGGACUUUCCCGACGUUCGCUCUUACAAUGACUACCUCGAGGAGGUUGAGGACAUCGCUUUCAACCUCAUCAAUGAUAUAGAUAUUCCGCAGACCGAAGCCCGCAUUGCUGCGUAUCGGAUCGAGAAUGCCGCACUCAUCGAGCUUAAUGUUCAGCGUGAAGAGCAAUAUAUUCAGCAACUGAAGCAACAAGAAGAGGCUGAACGACUGGAACGAGAACAACACGCAUUGGAGCUCCGACGUGCGGAGGAGGAAGAGCGGGAGGAGCGAGAAAAAGGUAGAGAGGACAUCAUCGACAAACUCGAAACGAGCGACAAGGAUGCCACCAAGCUGAUUGCGCGCUCUCGCGCAGAGGCGCUUCGUCGCGCAUCUGCACGCUCAUCUUCGACUACCUCCGCCCUUCAGAGCAGCUCGGGCUUACUCCGCUCCCGAGCUACCCAGAGCACGGCUGUGCCUGAUCUUCCCCAUGUGCCACUCGAGGACGAUUGGUACGCUUAUGAAGACAAGUUCGCGAUGAGGGAUAACUACGAUGAUCCAACGAGCGAAGCUGUCCGGCGAGACAAAGAAGGUAUCAUGCGCGCGGGAGGCUAUAUAGUCGAAGAGGCCUGGCAGAGGGCCCUUCGAUUUGCGGUGGCCGGACUUGAGAUUGCACCUCUGCAAGGACUGCAUCCCUCCGACCCCCCAUCACCAGCGCUGCCGCAAGAUGCUGACGUAGUCAUGGCAUCUGCUUGA